AUGACUCGAAUUAGAAAAGGAUUCUAUGACAUCUUAAAGUCAAUAGAUUAUUUCGCAAAACCUAUAAACUUUACAUAUAAGGGCAAUGACACAUACAGAACAGCCUUCGGAGGAUUUAUGUCAACAAUCAUUGGAACAUUUCUAGGAGUUAUAUUUGUUUACAAGGUAAUAGCGAUGUAUGAGAGAUCUGAAACUAAAAUAAGAAAGGAUUCCAUCGUUUCGAUUUCUAACACCUAUAAUGAACCUUAGCUUAUAGGAGAGAAAGGAAUUAGUCUAAUGUUUAUGCUCUCUGACCUUAACGGUAUUCCUUUAACAUAUGAAAAGGAGAUUGGGUAGUUCUCACUUUGGUAGGGAAAGUUUUAGCUUAUUGAGUUGCCUAACGGUAAAAUCACACGAUAAUUCUCGAAGUAGAUUAUACCCUAUAGCAGAUGCACCCUUCAAAGUCUUGCUUUAAGUCGUUUAAACAGAGAAGAUAUCCUCUAGUAUCCAAUUGACGAUUACUAUUGCCCUGAGUGGACAAAUUUGACUCUGCAAGGAAAUUUUCAUGCCCCACAGUUUCAGUUUUUAUAUUUGGAAUUUAUCAAGUGUACGAGUAAAUCUCUUUGUUCUAAUUCAACUUUACUGAAGAAGAGGAUUGAAAGCUCUUACAUACAAUUAAUACCUGUUAGCUCAUUUUUUGAUGUGUAAAACUAUGUUCAGCCAAUAAAACACUUUAUGGACGAUGCAUUUUACCCAAUGGUAGAUAACAUGAAUAUAUUCGCAACUAUGCUGUUCCGUUAGAGUAACAUUGAACUAGCUGACUCUUUAAAUGGGUUUUAUGAAGAACCUUUUGAAGAUGUAUUUUACCAAAUGUCUACUUUAAGUCAAGUUAUCUAGUCAUUAGAGUUAACUGGAGGUUCAUUAUUUUCACUACAGAUCUAAUUAGAUAAGUUUAUCGAUAGAUACAACAGACAGGUCUAUACAUUUAAUGACGUACUUUAAGAGCUUGGUGGUUUUCAAUCCAUUUUAUUCUUAAUAAUUGCUAUUCUUUAUUCUGGAAUUUAAGACUCCAAGUUUUAACUAUCCAUGGCUAGAAACUUGUUCUUGAUCCAAGACUAUAAGAAAAUGAUGAAUGAAAAUUCAGAAGAUAGCAAUGAUGAUGAAGCUCCUGAUGACACUAUACGAUCAAAGAGUGAAAUCAAGAGUAAAAGAGCCUUGAGUGGGAUACAAAAGCUAAAGGAAAGCUUGAAAACGGUAUUAAUGACUAAUUCUAAAGAUGCGAAAGAUAUGGUUUUAAGCAAAAUGUUCGACUAUAUUAAAAUCAGAAAGAACAUGACUUUCAAGUAUAAAUAUUUGUUCAGAAGCGUGAUAAAUGAUAUGUUUGGUUGGAUGAUAUGUAAUUGCUGUAAAAAAGAGUCAAAAAUCUUAAAAAUUAAAAGAAAGGAUUUACUUGAAAAAGGGAAAAAUAAAGUGAUGGAUGAACUUGACUGCACAAGUAUGAUUAGACGCAUGAGGAUGGUAGAUAACUUAGCGCAACUCCUCCUUUCUGUACCUUAGUAGAUUUUACUCUACAACUAGAAGAAAGAUGUCAUACAUGUAAAUGAAUCAUCUGAGGAUGAAGAGUUAUUGAAUCUCAAAAAUGUCAGAAAAAUCUAGAGAAAUAUUAAGUUAUUCUCUGCAUUUGCUUAUUAUAAGAUAAAAGACUAGCUCACUACUAUUGAUAAGCGUAUAAUAAUGGGUACUAUCAGUAAUAAUCCACAUUUCCUUGAUAAAGAGUUAUUGGAGUCUGCAAUCAGUUAAAAGAUAAAAUUGAUGACUAAGGCUACUUUGAAAAAUAAAGAAAUUAAAAAAGUUGAAGACUUAGACGUUUAUGCUGAUAUGCAAAAAGAAAUUUAGGCUUACUAGUCUAAUAAGUCCCACACAUUUGCGCCUACUCAAUCUAGAAAGGUUGAUGAAUCAAGUAAAAAAGCAAGAGGUGUUACAGUUAAUAGUCGGAAGAGCAACAAUAAUUUACCAUUUAUAAAUGAUAUUGAGUAAAAUCUUACUUAAAGAGAAGAGAGCAGAUUUAAGACAGAUUCAUCGGAAGAUAUCAAAUCUAUAGAAGCAUAAGAGAAAAACGCUAGAUAAACAUUAACGAUUGAAGGUAAAAUUUUUUCAAACGAAAAGUCAAAGAAGGUAUUUAAAGAGGAUUUGUCAAUUACUGAAAUUGAGGAUCCUAAGCAAACCAAUAAGAACAUAAAAAAUAUUAUUGUUUCUCCAACAAGAUUUUCAGAGAUCAAAAGAUCAAACUCAAGUACCAAUAACAAUAGUACUCCAUAAAAAUCACAUAAAAAGUUGAUAGACAAUCAAAAUCAUAAUUGA
Molecule: messenger RNA, 2340 nt
Organism: Stylonychia lemnae
Lineage: Eukaryota; Ciliophora; Spirotrichea; Sporadotrichida; Oxytrichidae
Source: the annotation of a GenBank genome assembly